Molecule: messenger RNA, 2193 nt
Organism: Emericellopsis cladophorae
Lineage: Eukaryota; Fungi; Ascomycota; Sordariomycetes; Hypocreales; Bionectriaceae
Product: Protein MKT1
Exons: 4
Coding region: 1-2193 (730 amino acids)
Biological process (GO): mismatch repair; DNA double-strand break processing; DNA recombination
Cellular component (GO): nucleus
Molecular function (GO): 5'-flap endonuclease activity; 5'-3' DNA exonuclease activity
Source: RefSeq, a predicted model, not a curated record
AUGCGACUUCUCGUAGAGGACUCUUGGAUCAAUGACUGCGCAAUCGAUCACUCCCUGUCCGAUAUCGAAGACUGCGCCAUCGCUAUCGAUGCCACGUACUGGUUGAUCCAGCUCCUAGACGACGAGGGCGCCGAAGAGCCUUUAUUGCCCGCCCUCGGCGGACUAGCCAACAUCGAAACGCAAAUCGGCUUGCAGCUUCAGCAUUUCGAGGACAAUAAAAUUAUCCCUCUUUUCGUAUUCGAUGGACAAGCUUUAGUGGGACAGGACGAAGUCGCCCUCAAGCGCAGCACUGCCACUCACAAGGCAACGGACGAGGCGUGGACUCUGUAUGCAAAAGGCCUACCCGUGGAAGCCGUCGACACAUUCCGACCAAGCAAUGGCGCAUGCAACGUACGCAACUUGUACCCGGCUCUUCAGAGGCAUCUCAAGGCCAGGGACUUGCACUUUCUAGUGGCGCCUUACAAUGCAUGCGCGCAACUGGCAUACUUCGAGAUGGUUGACUCCGACCAGUGUGCAGGCGUGAUGGGACCCCAGGAACUUCUCGCCUACCCAAUUCGAGACUCGGUCAUCCGUAAGAUCAACUGGGAAAGACAGAGGAUCUCUGCUGUAUCAAAGAAUCAACUCAAGCGAAGUUUGGGAGGCGUUAGCGAGGCCAUGUUUGUGGAUGCUCUUCUCAUGGCUGGAACCUCCUUCUUGGAGCCUUUUCCUCCAUUCUCAGAUGCUACGACAUACCCGCGCGGGUCCGAAACGAGGAUAUGCGAUGCGGUUAACAUUCUGCGCACCUCUGACAAAUCUGUCGCCAACGCCUGUGCUGCCUUUAGCGACCACCUGCAGUCGCAGGACGCGGAAUGGUUGUCAAAGUACCGAAUGGCACGCAUGGCGGUGCAUCACUUCAUCCACAUUACCGAAGAUGGCGAAGUGCGCGUAAACGAGUACGACAAACUUACCCAAGAUAACCACCAAUAUUUGGGGCUGCAACUUCCGGCGGAGCUCUUUCACUAUCUCAACACCGGGCUUAUCGGACCUCGUAACCUGAGCUGCAUAACGCACGGCCAAUUCAUGAUUCAGCCCACUCUGGACAGCAUGAUAACGGACGAAUACAAGAAGCUUGUCACCGAGGAGAUCGUCCCGAUCAGGGAGCAGACUCUAGGACUGAUUAUUCCCAGAGUUCACCGAGGUAUUGGACACAAGGCAGUCACCAUGCGCGCAUGGUUUGAUCCAAAGUUCACCCACAAUAUCAACCACAGUAAUUUGUCGCCUCCUCCGUCGCAAAAGGUUGGCACGUGGGAUGUCAAGGAAAAGGAUCUGCGCGCUCAUUUCCCUCCAGAGUACAAUGGCCCCAUAUUCUUGGAGAUCACCAGCCUCCUGAAUGAUGAAUUUGCGGCGAAAACAAUCGCCAAGACCAAGAACAUCACCGGCAUCGACAGCACGGACAUGGUCAUCUCUGUGACCAUCUGGCGCUUCCUCCACCUUCGCGGCUACAUUAACGAUCAGCACCGCGUAACGGAAUGGGGAAGAGCCCUUGCUCUCGCCCUUUUUGCCAUCCGCGACAGCAACGGCGACCAGCCUUCGCCAAAAUCAGAAGAGGCUAUCCUCCUUGCCUUUGAGCUCAUUAGACAUGGACUCCUGGGAGGAAAGCCUCGCACCUCUGCAGUCGGCUAUCCCCGCAAGGGGACAGAUGAGGAGAAGGCUAGCCUUGCGCUCGUAUCAGAGUGCGCUUCCCUUCUCAGGCUGAGCCAUCAGGAGUACGGGUACACUGGACCUCUGAACAGGGGCCUCCUGGCCUUCAGGGCCCUCUCAUCCACGGUUCGACAGGCUGAUCGCGAUCUUAUCGAAGCUAUCCUUGCAUCAAUGUUCAUGUACGGGCAAAGCAAACGCGAUCGGUCCGACCAAGUCGAGAUCAGCACCACCCUGCCCUUCUCUGAUGAGCCUGACAUUAGUCUUGGUAUUGCCGUGCGCACAUUUUUCGACGAUGAUGAAGGCGCAAAACCAUCCAAAGAGCAGCGCCUCGCCAGCAUUGAAGAGUUCGUCCCCGUGUACGCACCCUUUGCGCAAGAUCUGGCGCAGGACUUCCGCACCGUUGCGGCCUUUAUUGGAGCCAUCAACACCGGUAUUCAGUCACUAGAGGAGAUAAAAGUCGACAAGACUGCGUGGAGCAGAGCGCAAGCAUACAUGGAUGCCCGCCCGCUCUGA